AAUCUUCAAAAAUCGAUACUGAGAUUACUUCUAAGGUAAGUGAUGAAACUAUUAUUAACGAAAAUAAUAAAGAUAAUAUAUUACAACCAAUCGACACAGAAAACCAAUUUCAAGAGAUAAAGAAUGUGACUUUGAUUAGAUCUCAUAAUAUUACAAUAGGAAGGAGUGAGAAAUUAUCUAUUAUAGCAUUAGGUGCUAAACAAAUUUUUCGCCCAACCCCGCCUUCUUGUUCUUUAAACUCGAAGCCAGAUUAUAACCACAGUAUGACCACCUCUGAAAACAGAGUUAUGGAUUUCCAAUCCAUCAUGCAGAAAAACUCAAAAACAAGAUUACCUCCAAUGAAACUUUUCCUUAUAGAUAUGGAUGAGGCUACAAAGCAUGCUUCAUCAUGCUGUAUUGGGCAUCCAGCAAUCUCAUGGUCAUUUGCUAAGCUAGUUACAGGAAAAAGUGGUACAGGUAAGACUAAUAUAUUUGGAAAUCUUGUUUUUGGUGACAAAGCUAAAUAUAUAUAUAAAAAGAAAAAGGGUAGAUCUAGAUAUAUAUGGUGUGAUAAUUUGAUAGUUUGUGGAUACCAUCCUGAUGAACCAAAAUGGGCUUUCAUUAGAUAUAUAUAUGGAAUAAUUGCAAGUAAUCCAAGAGCAUCAUAUUAUGAAAAUAUUAG
Molecule: messenger RNA, 661 nt
Organism: Cetraspora pellucida
Lineage: Eukaryota; Fungi; Glomeromycota; Glomeromycetes; Diversisporales; Gigasporaceae
Source: the annotation of a GenBank genome assembly